AGAUGAUGCCUCUUUGUGUUUUUCUUGCAAUUCUCUAUAAAAUCUGUCAGGUGCUAGCUGCUCACAAGACCUCAAGUGUAAUUCAGGAGAGUGGAAUCAAGAUUGCUAAAGUCGGGGAGAAUGUAACAAUAACAUGCGUUUGUCAAGAUGAUGCUGUAACUUUCCUUUCUUGGUACCAGCAAAGCCUGGGUGGCAAACCUAACAUCAUAUCAACUCGGAUGAAGCACAGCCCAGAAGCUGAUAUCUAUGCACAGUAUAAAGACAGGUUUAAAGUCCUUGUAGAAGGUAAAAAAGAAUAUCUCAAAAUCACAAACCUCAGCCUGUCAGAUUCAGGGACGUAUUACUGUGGGGUUUUAGUCUUUAACGCUAUUGAAUUUGGACAAGGAGUUUUCCUUCAUGUCAAAUCACCAGCGACCAGCAUUGGAUCUGCAAUAGACCAGCCAACGUUGAAGCCGCUUCGCUUGGGGGACUCUUUGAACUUGACCUGUACAGUGGAAGCUGAACCAUGUGCAGGAGAGCUGAACCUUUACUGGUUCAGGCAUGGAGCUUCUCAGUCUACAGUCAUGUAUCCCAGCGAGGGACACGUGUGUGCAGACAUCUCACAGGAAACACCUCACAGGAGAAAUUGCACUUUAAAUCUUGCAAUAAAGUCAGUGAGCUCUGCUGAUGCUGGGAUCUACUACUGUGCUUUGGCCUCCUGUGGAGAGAUUAUUUUUGGAAAUGGAACAAAGGUUGAGAUUGCAGGUUCCCCUGUCUUAGUUUAUCUCCUGAGCGCGGCAUUAGGAGGUACCUUUAUUGUGCUCUUUGUCUUGGCUUUCAUCAUGUACAAGCUUAGGAAAAACCUGUGCUCUGUCUGCAAAGCAGGAGCUGUUCCUCAUCAAACCUGUACAGUCUCAGAUGCAGUGAGCCAAGAUGCAGACAGCCUCCACUAUGCAGCUCUGAGUCUGAAGAGGAGCAGUAAACAACAUCGUCAAGAAGAAAACUUGGAUAAUAUUUGUGUGUACUCUAGAGUAAAGAGCAGAAAAGUGUGAAUGGAUGCAAAGAUACACACUGCCAAAUGUAAAAUCAUGU
Molecule: messenger RNA, 1071 nt
Organism: Maylandia zebra (zebra mbuna)
Lineage: Eukaryota; Metazoa; Chordata; Actinopteri; Cichliformes; Cichlidae
Source: RefSeq, a predicted model, not a curated record